AUGCUUUACUUGGCUGCAUCUGGAAUAACUGGCCAGCGCGAGAAGAGGAAUCAGCUACUUCAUCUGGGUGGACCGGAUCUGCAGGACAUUUUUGAUAACUUGCCAGGCGUCCACGACGUGCCACACGUUGCUCCAGAUCCACCGUUUUAUGACGUGGCUGUGCAGCAACUUGAUUCUCAUUUUCAACCUUGCAGACGACGAACGUAUGAGAGGCAUGUGUUCCGUCAGAUUUCCCAGCUUCCUGGAGAACGAUUCGGCGAUUUUGUUAUGAAACUUCGUGUCCAGGCGAGUAGGUCCGAUUUUGAUCAAGAAGGUAGUGCGGUGAUGGAAAGUAUGAUCAUUGACCAGAUCGCAGAAAAAUGCACGUCGUCGGCCCUUCGCAGGAAAAUCCUGGAGAAAGAUCGAGCACUUGAAGAAGUAGUAGCCAUUGGAAAAACCAUUGAGGAUGUUGAGCAGCAAUGCAAAGAGAUGGUUCAGCGAGAAACAGAUGAUAAACUGCCAACCAGCGUGAACAAGGUGAACCAACAGGGUCCACAUCGGUCGAAGGCUGCAUUCCAACCAUCAAACAACAGUUCGUUCCAGCCUCAACAGAAUUUUCGUCGGUCGAACUUCCGAGAUCAAUCGCGAUACCGAUUUGAAGCCAAAAGGACCUGGCCGUCUUCCGGAAAUCCUCCAGCUUUCGGAGCAGCUGGGGGGCGCCAACCGAACAACGAUAACAGGAUUUGUUUCGGCUGCGGGCGCCGAGGGCAUCUCAAAGGCAGCCUGUCAUGUAUUGCUCGCGACGCGCAGUGUCUCAAAUGCAAAACUACUGGACAUUUCGCCAAAUGGUGCACAAAGCGAACACACGAGGACUCUUCUCAAAAUCCAUCAUCUUUGAAGCGUAUCAAGACAGUGGUUGAAUCAGGCGAGAACUCUAAAAUGUACGGAAAUCAAGAUCAAUCUGGGCAGGAAGAAGAUAUUUGCUUCGUAAUGGGGGGAAAUGUUUUUCGUUUCAAAAUUGGAGGAGUUGAAGCGAUCAUGACCAUUGACUCUGGUGCAGCAGCGAAUAUCAUCGAUCUCAAAACGUGGAAAUUAUUACAGCAAAACGGAGCUAAAGUCGACUUUAAGAGACAGGUAGACCGGUCGUUCAAAGCCUAUGGUUCGGCGGCCCCAAUCAGCAUGGUGGGAAUGUUCGUUGCUGAAAUUGAAGCGAGUAACAACAAAGUUGAAGCUACAUUCUAUGUAGCUAAACACGGAUUGCAGAGUCUCUUGGGAGAUGAAACGGCCAAACAACUUAACGUCUUGAAAAUUGGAUACAAUGUUGGAUCGAUUCAGGAUGUUUCAGUGGCGUUUCCUAAGAUCAAAGGGGUUAUUGUGGAGAUCCCAGUCAACCCCGAUGUCAAGCCUGUGCAGCAAACAUACCGUUGGGCUCCAUUUGCGUUGGAGGACAACAUUGCGGAGAAGCUUCAGUAUCUACUAAACCAGGAUAUAAUCGAACGUGUGAAGCAGCCAUCGGCUUGGGUGUCUCCAAUAGUUCCGGUCGUUAAGGAUAACGGCGAGAUUCGCCUAUGCAUUGACAUGCGUAGGGCGAACCAAGCUGUCAUUAGGGAAACACACCCAUUACCAAUAGUUGAGGAGCUUUUUGGAGGAAUCAACGGUACAGUUCGGUUUUCCAAGCUGGACAUCAGAGAGGCGUACCACCAAGUCGAAAUUUCUGAACGAUCAAGAGAAAUUACAACUUUCAUCACCAAGCAAGGAUUGUUCAGGUAA
Aedes albopictus (Asian tiger mosquito) is the source of this 1749-nucleotide messenger RNA. RefSeq lists its product as uncharacterized. The coding region runs from base 1 to 1749 and encodes 582 amino acids. The transcript has a single exon. The record is from RefSeq and is a predicted model, not a curated record. NCBI's taxonomy places the organism in Eukaryota, Metazoa, Arthropoda, Insecta, Diptera, Culicidae. Gene Ontology annotation, molecular function: zinc ion binding; nucleic acid binding.